AUGGCGAAGAGCAGACAAAGACAAGGGAGAGAUACGUAUGAGGAAAACGUUAUGGUGAUGGGUAAUACAGUAAUGAUAACAACCUUUAACAUCUCUUUAAUUGUACAUGGAACAGUAGCUGAAGAUAAAGAUUUUCAGAAGGAGAAGCGCGACCCAUAUGCUGUUCCAAACGGUAUGGGUAUACUUAAACUGCUGGAAAGCCCUCUGGAUAUUACAACUAGCACUAUAAUAAAGAGAAUUGUUGCAAAUCAUGAGGCUUAUCAGAAACGCAAUGAGAGGAAGGCAGAAAGUGAGAAAAGGUAUUAUGAGGAUAAGACUUAUGUGUCCGGCGACUAA
Ilex paraguariensis (yerba mate) is the source of this 336-nucleotide messenger RNA. NCBI's taxonomy places the organism in Eukaryota, Viridiplantae, Streptophyta, Magnoliopsida, Aquifoliales, Aquifoliaceae. The record is from the annotation of a GenBank genome assembly.